Symbiodinium sp. CCMP2592 is the source of this 1617-nucleotide messenger RNA. NCBI's taxonomy places the organism in Eukaryota, Dinophyceae, Suessiales, Symbiodiniaceae. The record is from the annotation of a GenBank genome assembly.
AUGUCGGGGCGUCAGAACGGCAACCUCUUCUUCUAUUUCCCCGAUGCCAGCGAGAAGCUGAAAGAGCAGGCGAAAGCCGUGCAUGAGAAUCUGAAGGAUCGCGAGGCCUUAGACGAAAACCUGCGGCUGAGAAACGAGGACCAUCCGGAGAGGGGCGUGGUCGACUUCUUCGAAGAGUUGGAGGAAGCGCAGCAGAAGGCGCGGCGGGCGCAGGCUCGCGAGGCCGCGGCCACCAAGCGGUCGGAGGAGACGAAGGCCGAUCAGGAAGACCUCCCGGCGGAUCCCAAGCCAGCAGCGCCCCGCCGCAGUCCCAACUCUCGCAUCGUCUGUGCCGAGCCGGCGGCAGAACGCAGCGGGUCUUCGCUGCGACCAGCGGAUUCGGUUCCGGGGGAGACCAUGACCCUGGUCCGGGUGGCGGCGAUGCUGAAGACUGUCGCUUUGAGGCUUUCCGACUCGCUCAGCGGUGAACGAGAUGCCGGAAGCCACAGUUCGGAUGCCAAAGGCAAGGUUGGUGGCAAGACCAAAUCUCCGGCGAAAGGUGUCUUCAAGCAUUGCUUCCCCCAGAAGGCGGAUGAGGUGGCUGAGCCUAAUUUGGUCCAGAAGAUCGCCCACAUGCUCGGCAUGAACAAGUUUGCGGCCUACAUCAUCAUGGAUGCCAGUUGGGCAGGCGAGAGAGUGAAGACGAUGGUUCGCACCCCCAAGGCAUAUGACAUGGCCUACGAAGAUGUACGCUUUCCGGCGAUGGAUGGCUGCCAGCUGGCAGCCUGGUACAUCCCGGCCAAGGACAAAGCGAGCAAAAAGUUGGCCAUCGUGGGCCAUCAGUCCUGGGCCUGUGCGAACAAGUCUGGCUGCGAGACGCACUACAGACACGGUUGGGUCAAAGUCGAAGGAAUCGACUACGUCAAGCUCCACAAGGUCUUGCACGAUGCCGGCUUUCAUGUCGUAGCAUACGACUUGCGGAACCACGGCGAGUCUGAGUCCAAGCUGCCCAGCGGCUUCGGCGAAGUCGAGUUCAUGGAUGCAAUGGGCGUCAUGGAUUGGGUGAAUGGCCAUUCAGUGCUGAAAGACUGCAAGGUGGCUUUGCUUCCAUUUUGCGUCUCUGGGGUGGCCUUCAUGAAGGCGAACUCACUCUACCCGAAGAAGUUCUCGCAGGUUGUCGCGUGGGCGACCACCAACAUAUUUCAUGGCCCGACGAUCAUGGCGAACCGGCCUUACAUGUUUGGCAUGGGCAAUGUGCAGCUCCUGAACGAGGCCCUCAAGAAGAAGCAGGCCCAGUACGUCAAAAGCGGCGAGCUGACGAACCCUGACAUCAAGUUCACAGCCCAGCGAAUAUCUGCGAAGCCCUAUGCGCCAGAUGUCAAAGUGCCCAUACUUUACUGCGACGUGAUGCAUGACUUCGCGGACUACCACGAGAUGAGCUGCCCUGACAUCUUCAAAGAGUUUGGUAAGGACCUCCGUGAGGAACUGAGGCAGCGCAACGAGCUCCACUUCCUCGGGCCGAAUCAGCCGGCGCCUUUCACAACGGAGGGCCGGAACAGGAGCGAGGGCUACAACUUCUACCAGUCAGACGCUGGCAGCAAAGUUUUGCUAGGCUUCCUCAGCAAGUACUGUCCGUGA